UCCUUUCCUCACCGCCAUCCCAUCCCUCCCCCUCCUUCCCCUGCAGCCGCCGCACCACUCACCCACCACCCGCGUAAUCGCCGCCGCCGUAUCCUCGCCGGCUUCAGCGUUUUCUUCUUGCGCAGAGCCCGAGACCGCCACAGUAUAGUGGUGAGGAUCCCUCCAUCGGGCCGGGCGCCCCCGCCGCGCGCAGAGCAGCGGAAGCGGAGGGGGAUUGCAUGAGACAUGUGAGCCGGCUGUCGCGGCGACGGCGCUGGUGGUGAUGCUCCUGACCUCCGUCCUGCGGGGUCGCGUCCGCCACCUCCGCCGGCCCCGCCCCCUGACCAUGCCCACCCCCCUCUUCCUCUCCAGAAACCCUAAUCCUAGCCCCAGCGCGACUAACCCCCACCUCCCAUCGGACCCCAGGUCCGCCGCCAUGAGCACCAGCGGAGUCUACGUGCCGCCGAUGCGGCGGCUCCGCUCGGUUAUCGCUUCCACCAACGGGAGCCUCGCGCCACCUCCGUCCGCCGCGGCGCAGGCCCAGCAAGCGGCGCGGACGCCGGAGUGGCCGAUGGACGAGCGUUCGCUCAGCCCCCCGUCGCCGCCUCAGCCGCGGCAGCGCGAUAUACCUCCCCUGCCGCGGCCACCCCAGCCAGAGCAUUUCCGGCAGCAGAGCGCUGGGUAUGCCCGCUACGCUUACGAUGAUUUCUCUGAGGAUGACUCGGAUCGGGAGAUGGACCGUACAUCAGUCUCAAGCAAGGGUGGAUCCACUUUAGAUAAUGUUGAUGAAUGGAAAUGGAAACUGCACAUGCUUCUCCGUAAUGAUGAUGAACAAGAGAUUAUAUCAAGGGAAAGAAAGGAUAGGCGAGAUUUUGAACAACUUGCCCAACUUGCUGACCGAAUGGGUUUGCACAGCCGUCAGUAUUCUAGAGUUGUUGUGUUCAGUAAGGUUCCAUUGCCUAAUUAUAGAUCGGAUCUUGAUGACAAAAGACCUCAAAGAGAGGUAUCUAUACCUUCUGGUUUGCAAAGAGAAGUUGAUGCUUUGCUUGCAGACUACCUUGCACGAAAGAGAACAAACAGUGGGAACUUCCCUAGUGCAGCCUUCUCAAGGUCAAGCAGCACAGACAGUUUUGCAACUGAUGAAGGCUUCUUUGAUCAGCAAGAUAAUCAAACUUCCACUAGUGCUGUCAUGGAGAGAAUCCAAAGAAGGAAAAGCCUACAAUUGCGGAACCAGCAGGCUGCUUGGCAGGAAUCGAAUGACGGUCAAAGCAUGAUUGAGUUUCGUCGCAGUCUUCCUGCUUAUAAAGAAAAGCAAACUUUAUUGGAAGCAAUAUCACAGAAUCAGGUUGUUGUAGUUUCAGGUGAGACUGGCUGCGGUAAGACUACACAACUACCGCAGUACAUUUUAGAAUCUGAAAUCGAUGCUGCUCGUGGUGCUACGUGCAGUAUUAUUUGCACUCAACCAAGAAGAAUAUCAGCGAUUGCUGUGUCUGAAAGAGUUGCUGCUGAAAGGGGAGAGAAAAUUGGUGAAUCGGUUGGCUACAAAGUUCGACUGGAAGGCAUGAGAGGAAGGGAUACACGCCUUCUUUUCUGCACCACUGGUGUCCUGUUGCGGAGAUUGCUGGUGGACAGAAACUUGAAAGGUGUUACCCAUGUUAUUGUUGAUGAAAUCCAUGAGAGGGGCAUGAACGAAGAUUUUCUUCUUAUUGUCUUAAAGGACCUUCUUCCACGCCGUCCUGAGCUAAGGCUUAUAUUGAUGAGUGCAACCCUUAAUGCUGAGCUCUUCUCCUCAUACUUUGGUGGAGCACCCAUGAUACAUAUACCUGGUUUUACAUAUCCUGUUCGGAAUCAUUUUCUGGAAGAUAUCCUUGAAUUUACUGGACAUCGAUUGACUCCGUACAAUCAAAUUGAUGACUAUGGUCAAGAAAAAAGUUGGAAGAUGCAAAAACAAGCUCUACGAAAGAGGAAGAGCCAAAUCGCUUCUGCUGUGGAAGAUGCAGUUGAAGCUGCUGAUUUGAGGAACUAUAGUCCGCGAACUCGUGAUUCUCUAUCAUGUUGGAAUCCUGAUUCGAUUGGUUUUAAUUUAAUAGAAAAUGUUUUAUGCCAUAUUUGUCAAAAGGAACGACCUGGUGCUGUUCUUGUAUUUAUGACUGGGUGGGAUGACAUUAAUGCACUAAAAGAGCAGCUGCAAGCAAAUCCAUUACUUGGAGAUCCAAGCAAAGUUUUGCUGCUCGCUUGUCAUGGCUCUAUGGCCAGUUCAGAGCAGAAAUUAAUAUUUGAUAAGCCUGAGCCUGGAGUAAGGAAAAUAGUUCUUGCCACCAAUUUGGCUGAAACUAGUAUUACUAUCAACGAUGUUGUUUUUGUUGUUGACUGUGGCAAAGCAAAAGAGACAUCUUACGAUGCACUGAAUAAUACUCCCUGUUUGCUUCCGACAUGGAUCUCCAAGGCUUCUGCCAGACAAAGACGGGGACGAGCUGGCCGAGUCCAACCGGGGGAGUGCUACCAUCUUUAUCCACGAUGUGUAUAUGACUCAUUUGCUGACUACCAGUUACCAGAACUUCUACGAACCCCUCUCCAGUCCCUCUGUUUGCAAAUAAAAAGCUUGAGGCUGGGAAGUAUAUCAGAAUUUUUAUCCAGAGCUUUGCAGUCACCAGAAUCUCUAUCAGUUCAAAAUGCCAUUGAAUAUCUUAAAGUCAUUGGAGCAUUUGAUCAGAAUGAAGAGUUGACGGUUCUUGGAAAACACCUGUCUAUGCUUCCAGUUGAACCUAAGCUAGGCAAGAUGCUUAUUUUUGGGGCUAUUUUUAAUUGUCUGGACCCAAUAUUAACCAUAGUUUCUGGACUUAGUGUUAGAGACCCUUUCUUGACUCCCUUCGACAAGAAAGAUCUUGCAGAGUCAGCUAAAUUACAGUUUUCAUGCCGGGACUACAGUGACCAUCUUGCACUUGUUCGUGCAUAUGAAGGAUGGAGGGAGGCUGAACGAGAUCGUGCUGGCUAUGACUACUGCUGGAAAAAUUUUCUUUCCGUGCAAACCUUGAAAGCAAUAGAUUCCCUUCGGCGGCAGUUUCUCUUUCUUCUGAAGGAUACUGGUUUGGUUGAUGAAAACUUAACUUUGUGCAAUAAAUGGAGCCGUGAUGAAAAUCUAGUUCGAGCGGUAAUUUGUGCAGGGCUAUAUCCUGGUAUUUCUUCUGUUGUGAACAAGGAGAAAUCAAUUUCCCUCAAGACAAUGGAGGACGGACAGGUUAUGCUUUAUUCGAGUUCGGUCAAUGGUAAAGAAGCAAAGAUUCCAUUCCCCUGGCUAGUUUUCAAUGAGAAGGUGAAGGUGAAUUCUGUUUUUCUCCGGGAUUCAACUGCUAUAUCUGAUUCUAUACUCUUGCUAUUCGGGGGCAAUAUAAAACAAGGUGGCUUGGAUGGACACUUAAAAAUGCUUGGUGGUUAUCUGGAAUUCUUCAUGAGUCGUGAUCUUGCAUCCACUUACUUGAGUCUAAAGAAUGAGCUCGAGAAUUUAAUCCAUUGCAAGCUCCAAAACCCAAGGAUGGAUAUCCAAACGAGUGAAGAGUUGCUAUCAGCCAUCCGUUUGCUGGUCACUGAGGACCCAUGCAGCGGCCGGUUUGUUUACGGCCGACAGGAGCAAAGAUCCAAGAAAGCAAAGACGAUGCUCUCAUCAUCCUCCAUGAACGGCGGUGGUGGUAACGGCGGCGACAACGCCAAGAACCAGCUCCAGACCCUCCUGACCCGGGCCGGGAACGACAACCCGUCCUACAAGACAAAGCAGAUCAAGAACAGCCUCUUCAGGUCCACUGUCGAGUUCAACGGCAUGCAGUUCGUCGGGCAGCCGUGUGCGAACAAGAAGCUCGCCGAGAAGGAUGCCGCGGCAGAGGCACUGAACUGGCUCACAGGGAAUGGUGGAGGUGCAGCCACUGACUCUAGGGAUGCAGGGAAUGCGGAUCCGAUGUCCGUGCUGAUGAAACCACCGCGCAGGAGGCGGCAUAACCAUCGGAGGAGAAGCUGAUUAGAAGGUCAUGUUCUUCUUCUAUUUAUGUAGCAAUCAAGCAGCGUAGCUCAGGAUAGGAGCUAGCGAGAAAAACUAUUAUAGAGUGGACAUGAAACGUGGCAAUAUUUUUGACGGGGAGUGCGUGGGAAUUUAGAGCACAGUACUCCAGACUGGGCAGCGAGUUGUGCGAUGACGUAGCAGAGGAGAACAACAGACAGGACGCUGGCUGUAACAAUGGAAGGCUGAUGAUCCAUUUUUCGUUGGAGCUACUUGAUUUAGGGCCUGUUUGGUUUGUGUUAACCAUGGCAAGCCCGAAACUAAUGCAUCUUCAUUGGUCGCAGAAAA
Molecule: messenger RNA, 4315 nt
Organism: Panicum hallii
Lineage: Eukaryota; Viridiplantae; Streptophyta; Magnoliopsida; Poales; Poaceae
Product: DExH-box ATP-dependent RNA helicase DExH3-like
Exons: 19
Coding region: 263-3988 (1241 amino acids)
Cellular component (GO): nucleus; intracellular anatomical structure
Molecular function (GO): RNA binding; ATP binding
Source: RefSeq, a predicted model, not a curated record